Messenger RNA from Haliotis rufescens (red abalone), 3997 nucleotides. RefSeq lists its product as uncharacterized. The transcript is spliced from 2 exons. Bases 113 to 1585 code for a protein of 490 amino acids. The record is from RefSeq and is a predicted model, not a curated record. NCBI's taxonomy places the organism in Eukaryota, Metazoa, Mollusca, Gastropoda, Lepetellida, Haliotidae. Gene Ontology annotation, molecular function: RNA nuclease activity.
UAGGAGCUCAUUCAGACUCAUUGGUACAUGGUGUCAGUAUAUUAAUGAUAUUAAUCAGAUGAACAAGGAAACAAGGAAAUAGACUCUCACGACAAUGUUAUUGUAAUCCAGAAUGAAUGCUGAAUGCAUAUGGAUCUUUCUGGACGAUUCCAAUCUGUGGAUAGAAGCCAAAAAGGCAAAAGGUGACGAUUUCAAGAGAAAAGAGUUCAAAGAAGACCCUCGCUUGAGAAUAGAAUUUGGAGAGUUGGCUACUUUCAUAAGCAAUGAAAGACAAAUAAAAGAAGCAACAUUGUAUGGAUCAGAGCCGCCACCAAGUGACUCAGUAUGGGAAAAGGGGAGAGAACAAGGCUGGAAAGUAAACUUAUCCCAGAAAUGUCGCUGGUCAGGGAAAGAGAAGAUGGUCGAUACCCAAAUUGUUGCUGAUGUCACAGAAUUAGUUUGUGACCCCAAAAACCGGGAACAUGGAUCUACGGUUGUUAUAGUUAGCGGUGACAAAGACAUGUAUCCGUGCAUUGAGAAAGCUAUGGCAAGACAAUGGAAUGUAGAAGUUUGGGCAAUGGAAAAUAGUUUGAGUGAAGGCCUGAAGAGUUUGAAUAAACAAAACCAGUUCGUGAAAGUUCAGAUUUUUUUAAAAGAAGAUUUUGAAAAAAUUACAUAUAUCAAAGAAGAGUUUACUUACCACCAAGAAAGGAAAGAUGAUAUGUUAAGCCGUGGGGUCGUGCUACAACAAUGCCAGCGUCAAGGCGAGGAAAGGAUAGAUUUCAUGGGUAGCAUUAAGAAUAUUCUUGAUAGUUUCAAUUGGCCUUGGCAAUAUACGCGAUUAAAGUCAGAGGCUGCUGUGAACAUACUGAUUCUGUUCUGUCGCGGACAAGGGGAAUCUGACGAUACGGAUACUCCUUUAAAUCGUUAUAAGCCAGAAUUAGAAAAGCAGUGCGUACCUAAAUUAUGCAAAGACGUUCUGACAUACUUUCAAUACGACAAAAGCGAUAAUCAGUACACAGCUCCUAUUGAAACACAUAACAGGUAUGGCUCACUUCCGGGUGUUCAACAUGCCGAUGACGUGACAACCCCCUCCGCUGCCACUGACAAAAUAUCCGAAAUUGCCUCUACCUUUGCCCAAGACAGUAAUCCUGCUGGUACCUCUGGCCGAAUAUCACCUAGCGAGGCCACACAACGCGAUGUGCCACCGGACAUUACCCAUCAACAAAGCCAGGAUGCUGCAAUUCCAGGAAAAAGUAGCGAAGAACCAUUUAAGCUAGUUAGGUCCAAAAAGCAGAAAAGAUACCAGCGGAGCUCUGACUUUUGUCAAUUUCAAUAUCAGUGUGUCAAAGGUAAAAAAUGUACACAUAAUCACAGAGAAGAUCAAAAAUUAUUCUUUGAAAAGCGGAAUAGAUGUGUUGAAGAUAAGCCCGCCUACUAUGUGCGUACAUACAAGACCUGCAUAUGUAUGAGUGGUAAAUCGUGCCAAAAUCGAGAUGCAUGUGCUUAUGCUCACAGUGAAGACGAACAGGUAUGCUGUAAGUGCCAUCUUCUAGGACAUGCUACAGAUAAAUGUCCAAAGAAUGCGACAGAUCAAAAGAAGUGAUCUGAACAAGUGCAUACACUGUGAACUUAUCCAUGAUAAUUUGCAUCAAAAUUUGUAUAUAGUUUGUACAUGAAACGUUUUUGUCUUAACCUGUACUAUUCAGGAAUCAAAACCGGAUCUUCAGCAUGACGAACCAAUGAAUUUACAACUAGGCUACCCUACCUCUCCUACAGGUCGUUGUUAUAUGAACCUAGAUAUGUUACACUGUGGUCAGCAGGGUGUGACAAAGCCUUUGAAAAUUUAAAGUGCAUUUUAUAUUCAUAUAUACUUUGAUGCGUAUGCACAUGCAUACCUGAUUUCUGCUCAAACCCGUAUCCGGAGAAACGUACAGAGUAAACUGUAUACAGGGAUGGAUGGGUAGCCUAGUGGUUUAAGCGUUUGCUCGUCACGCCAAAGUCCCGGGUUCGAUUUCCCACAUGGGUAUAAUGUGUGAAGCCCACAUCUGGUGUCCCCUGCCGUGAUAUUGCUAUAUUGCCAAAAGCGGUGUAAAACCAAACUUACUCGCUCAUUCACUCAAUUGUGGUUAAUGCGUUCGCACGCCACGCUGACGACGCGGGUUCGAUUCCCCACAGGGGUAUCUGUCAUCGGGUCGUAAAACAAGUCUCAUCACGUUCUCGUGGCCUAACCGCUUCCUUCUCCCCUAAUUGCCCGGGAUCGUCACCGUUCGGCUAAGUCCGGCGGUCGUCAUACUCCGGUGUCUGUUCGUUCUUUGUUAGAGAAUUGGUGACUCGUAAAUUUUAUUUUCUUUCUGUAUAAUCGCAUACUUUUUGUACGUAUUCAUUUGAUAUAUGUUAUCUCAUGUAUGUUUGGUACCUUAUUCUCAUGUAUAGAAAAUGUUUUCAGUAACAUUGAUUUUCGCACAGUAGCGGGAUUAUCUAGUACUUGUAGAUAUUUCUCGUGUAUUCAUGGUCAUAUUUGCCACAUCAAUAAUUGUACAUAACGGUUGUAAAUCACUAGUGGUACUGUUGGAUAGCGUAUCUUCAGCGCUAUAUUUUGGCAUCUACAUCUCCAAUAUUGGUUUAGUAGUUAGUUUACCAUUUGGGUUUUUCCUGUGUUUGGAAACACAUUUUGUUUAGCUCUGGUAUAAGCUCUUGGCGAAGUAUGCGUCUUCACCUCCAGGAAUGGCUAGGCCGCCUUGCCGACCGUUUCGGUCAGGUCGAAACUUUGGUUUCCUUAGUAAGUGGUUAUGGGGCAGUUUUCUCUCAGGUACCGAUUUACUCUGGUGGUAUUGAGCUAAAACGUAUUGGCUAGACUUUUAUAUUUAGUACCCCGUAUUUCUAGCAAUCCUUGGAUAACCAAAUUUUCCGCGAUUGUAUAGUUUAGGCCAAGUACCUAUUUUGGGAGUUAAGUUACUCUUUUGGUCAAGUAUCCUUUUUUUAAUAAGUGUGAUUCCAGAUACUCCGUAGAUCAAGUACUUUGUAAUUUGGGGAAGUCUAUUAUUUCCUUGGCCAGUCUGAAACUUUAGUCUACACGACUAGUUUGCUAUUCAGGCGUUUUCGUCUAUUUCAUUGUCCAAGAGAUUUGCUUUAGGGAUGUGACCUCAGUGUUAUUAUCUCCCUAUUUAACGCCGUUGAGGUUAGUCACUAAUUAGAGUGUUGAAUUUAGGAUAGGAUAAGUUUUAUUCCAUGCUGAAAGGCCUCAGGCCCACAGUACAAUUCUGUUUUCGGGAGUGGUUACAGAUCCGAUUAACAGGUCAUAUUCUAAUUAACAUAGCAUGAUAAAUGAACAUUGAUAGAUUUUUUAGAGUAUCUUUAUCAGUUGUUGACGUGAUUGUUAUAAUUUUUUGUAGAGUGGGAUGUACAUAACAAGGCAGAUCAAUAUAUUUUCUUCUUAGGUGGUCUCAUUUUGGACAAACUAACAGAAAAUGAAACUCAUCUUCAAUCACAUUUAAACCACAUUGCUCACAUAUUCUCAAUUCUCUGGCUAGGUUUCUAUGCCUGCCUACUUCGAUCCUAAGUCUAUGAGAGCUGCAUCUAAAUUGUGCUAAACUUAUUCUAAACCUUUUAAAGUUGAUGUCAAACAAAUAGUAUUCUGGGGAAAUCGUUAUCUUGAAAAGCUUGUAAUAAUUGCAUUUUUCUGAACUUAAAACAUGCGAAGCCCAUUCUUGUAAGUAUAUAUCCUUAAGUCUUUGGCGUAAAGAUACUAAAAAUGUGUUGAGUUAAUGAACUCUUAGUUGUUCAUUGGUCGCAGCCGCCCUAAUUUGUUGUUUAUGCAUCUUGUCAAUUAUCUUGUGUUGAUUUAGCCACUCUUCUUUUUUAUUACUGUUAUACAGCUGCUUAGCUAUAAUUAACGUGUACUGUUGCUCUGAUCCUAUAAAUCAGUGAUCAUUGUCAGUGUAAAUUUGUUUUUUUAUCUUUUAUAUUGUCAUCUAUUGGUACAGUUAGCCGAGAAUAAUAAAACUGUGAACUUUCA